UGUGUGGGGGUGGUUGGGCAGAGAGAAGCAGCUCUGUGAGAUCUCAUUCAGGGUGGGCAGCUGAAUGCUGGCACCUGAAGAGAGACCAGCAAACUCUGUGCCAGGUCCUAAUCUGGGGAAAGAAAUGCAGUGAUAUCAGGGACAAUUCUAACCAUCUGGGCUCUGGCCUGCUGGGUCGGGCCUGGUUAAAGUGCAGUUUCCUGGCCUGGGUCUGGGGGCAGCUCUAAGUGGGGAUCAGAGCUCCCCUGGCCCCGGGGAUUCAGGAUGCUCUUUGGUCCUUGUCAGUGCACCUGGCUGAGGAUGAAGCUGCCCUGUCCUGGCUGGCUGUAAUCCAGCACUGAGCAAGGCCCUUGCUCUCCCUGCUUGUCUCAACAGCAUGAGCCAAGACAAAGGUGUUGCCCUAUGCAGUGGGUGGGUGGGAGAAAGCCCUAGUGUGAACAGAAGUCAUUUCCUUCCUUUUCCCUGGAGCAGCAGCUAUGCAAAGGGUACUGAGCUCUGCUGCAGUCAGUCAGCAAGCAACAGUUUAGUGCCCAGGACGCCCAGCGGUGCAGCGCUUCUUCUGCUGGGUCGUGGGGCCAGAGUCUGCAGAUAAUGCACAAGGCCAGGAGGGCCCCUGUGGGCAGCCAGUCUGACCUCCUGGAGGGAACAGGCCUCCAUGUUUCCUUGGGCAGCCUCAGGAUUGCUGUUGGCACCACCGGGCAGAAGGAACAGACCUCACCUGCAUUCAUGUUGUGUCUCGUUAUCUUUGCAGGUCAUGCCCUUGGCCUAGCUGCUGCACAGAAGGCUGUGCUGACCCUGGACCCUCCCUGGAGCACCGUGUUUAAGGGCGAGAGCGUCACUCUGUCGUGCAGUGGAUCCCGCUCUGCUGGAAGCACUCGCACCUCUUGGUAUUUGGAGGGACAUUCCUUGAAAUCAACAGAAACAAACAUCUUCCCAAUUAAAGCUGCAGAACUCACAGACAAAGGCAGAUACCAGUGCAAAACCAGUAACUCUACACACAGUGACACCAUCCAGCUGACUGUCUCUGCAGGCUGGCUGAUUCUCCAGGCCCCAUAUUAUGCAUUGUUUGAAGGGGACCGGUUGGUUUUGAGAUGCUGUGGAUGGAAGGAUGGUGAAGUUUAUGGGAUGAGAUACUACAGAUAUGGAACAGCCAUCAUACCAAGGCAGGUUCAGGCCAAUUAUACUAUUGAACAAGCAAAAACAACAGACAGUGGCAAAUACCGAUGUGAAGGACAAGUGAAAUCUGGUUUGCUUUAUUAUGCAAGCAACUCUAAUGAGGUGUUGGUUCUUGUCCAAGGUAAGGAACUGCUGGGGGUGUUGGGCUGGGCAGAGAUGAGGCAGCCACAGGAUGCAGGGCAGGAGGGCACUGACCAUGGGAGGGGGAAGGAUCCCUUGGGUUGGAUUCCCUCUGGUGCCUCUAGCCCCACUGCUGUCUGCCCCUGGGUUCACUGUGGUGCCACCGCCCUGACUGCUGCAGAGCCAGGCCAAGGGGGAGGUGAGACCAGAUCAGAAGCCCUGAUCUCCAGCUGUCCGAGCAGAAACCUCACAGUGCUACAGACUGAAACAAGCAAAGAAAAUGCAGUGGACAACAACAGGACAGUGACAAUAGCACAAAGCACAAGGCCAGAAGAGAGCCCUGUGGGCAGCCAGUCUGACCUCCUGGAGGGAACAGACCUCUGGGCUUCGUUGGGCAGGCUCAGGGUUGCUGUCAGCACCACCGGGCAGGAGGAUCAGCCCUCACGUGCACCCAUGUUGUGUCUUGUUAUCAUUGCAGCUCACGCCCUUGGCCUAGCUGCAGCUGCACAGAAGGCCGUGCUGACCCUGGACCCGCCCUGGAGCACCGUGUUUGAGGGGGACAGCGUCACUCUGACGUGCAGUGGAUCCCGCUUUGCAGGAAGCACCCGCACCUCUUGGUAUUUUAAUUCUGGGGAGCAUGUCUCUGAAUCAACACAAAGAAACAGCGUCCAAAUUAAAGCUGCACAAGUGAAAAACACAGGCAAAUACCAGUGCGAGACCCGUGGCUCCACACGCAGUGACCCCGUCCAGCUGACUGUCUCUCGUGGCUGGCUGAUUCUCCAGGCCCCGCAUUAUGCAGUGUUCGAGGGGGACCGCCUGCUUCUGAGAUGCCGCGGGUGGAGGGGUGGUGAAGUGCAUGGGAUGAAAUACUACAGAAAUGGAGCAGAGAUCACACCAAGGCCUGUUCAGUCCAGUUAUACUAUUGAUCAAGCAAAGACAACAGACGGUGGCAGAUACCAAUGUAAAGGAGAAGUGAUAUAUGGUUCUGUUUAUUAUCCACGUGUCUCUAAUGAGGUGCUGGUUCUUGUCCGAGAGCUGUUUUCUACACCCGAGCUGAGGGUGGCCGGCUCAGCUGAAAUGAGAGAAGGAAGCUCCCUGGCCCUGAGCUGUGUCACGCAGCCCAGCCCUGAGAAACCUGACCUACGGCUUCAGUACUCCUUCUACAACAACAGCACGGUCGUGAGAGAGCCAACGAGCUCCCCCGAGUACCAGGUCCCAGAGGCAGGGCUGGCAGACUCGGGACCCUACUCCCAUGUGGUGCAGGCGGUGACCUCAAGUGUCCAGAAACGCAGCCCUGAGCGAGACAUCGAGGUUAAACGAGUCCCCGUCUCUGGAGUCACCCUGGGGGUGCAGCCCCGCAAUGGGCAGGUGGUGGCAGGGGAGUGGCUGGUGCUGAGCUGCUCCGUGGCUGCGGGCACGGGGCCUCUCGCCUUCUCCUGGCACCGGGAGGGCUCUGGCCUGGCUCUGAGGACAGAGACUCUGCGCUCACGGAGGAUGGACUACGAGAUCCCUGCUGCCAUGGAGAGCGAUGCCGGGGAGUAUUACUGCGCUGCCUCCAAUGGCCAUGACCCCGUCCUGAGCCCACGGGUGAUGGUCACAGUGUGGGCCCAGAUCCCAUCGCUGUCCUAUUGCCAAGCCAAGGGGCUCAUCCUGCUGGGGCUGCUAGCAGUCCUGGUCUCUGGGAUCAUCGCUGUGCACGUGCUCACUGGGAGGAAGCAAAGACGUGACUGAAAGGUGGAGAGCUGUGGAUGGGACAGUGGUGGAGGCUGCUAUUUUGAGUAUUCCCCAAACCCCUCACUGUGCUGGUAGUCCUGGAGUGUCGCCGAGGCAGAAGUGGAAAGUUGUAUACCCUGGACAGAGAUGCCAGGAGCCCGUCUGCGCUUGCUCUGCUGUGUACAGGCUGCUGCCCCAGUGUCCCCCCUUCUAUGCACUGUUCUGGCCUGGCACAUUCAUCAGCUCUUGUGUGGACUCACAUGCACGGGUUUGAUUUCAAUUUUUAUAGUUAAAGUGCUUCCAAGAUCCAAGCCUAAGGUCCGCUCCUUGGGCUUCUGCUGCAUGAGAACACAAGAACUACCACUUACUGGGUGACCACAGCUCCCUCUUGCCCAGUCUCCUGUGUCUCAGCGGCACAGGGAGCUGGGUCUGACCAGGGGUUUUUCCAUCGUUCCUCUCUCACUUGCAGCCUCCAGCGCUUAAGGUCUGGGAUGUUCUCAUUCAGAGGCUGCACCUCUAACUCUUAUGCUUAAUAGCCACGAAUGCACCUUUCCUCUGAGAAUUUGUCCAGUCCCUUUUUGAAUCUGGCUAAACUGGCAGUUCAUGGC
Molecule: messenger RNA, 3617 nt
Organism: Alligator mississippiensis (American alligator)
Lineage: Eukaryota; Metazoa; Chordata; Crocodylia; Alligatoridae
Exons: 10
Coding region: 592-3027 (811 amino acids)
Biological process (GO): cell surface receptor signaling pathway
Molecular function (GO): transmembrane signaling receptor activity
Source: RefSeq, a predicted model, not a curated record